AUGCCCCAAUCAUCGAAGCCCGACGCCAAGAGGAGGCAUGUCACCACGGCGUGCAUUUCCUGUCGGGAAAGCAAGAUCAAGUGUGACGGCGCAACUCCUUCAUGUUCCAACUGCAAAACUAAGCGCCGAGACUGCCGUUACCAGGCCGGAGAGGACAAGCGCAAACUCUCCCUACGCGUUGCAGUCGAACUACUGUCGAGCAGAGUCGACCAGCUUUGCCAGUUUAUUAAUCAGAAUGGCCUUCAACUUCCACCAAUGCCUUCAGAAGAGGCCAAAAGUCUGACCCGGAUACUAAACACUCUAGGACUCUCGACGGUCCAAGUGGCUCUAGAACGCGACAAAACACCACCGAUUGACCCUGCUUUAUCCCUGGAGCCGCAACCAUUGGCACCCUGCGCCCCAUCUAACAACACUUUGUUACCGCCGGACCAACUUCCUCUAGACUUUUCACUGCCCUUCGACCCGUCUUCCUUCAAUCUCGGCCAUGACGCAAUUAGUAUCACAGGGCAUGCUCCGCCGGUCCAGGACGGGCUGUUAAACUUGACGACAAGAGCUAUUGCCGAUUGGGAAUGGAGCCCUUCUGAGAGUGCCGACAACAUCAUCACAACUGAUGUCGACGUAGCCAACGUCCGGGCCCCGAGCCAUCCUCUUUUGCGCAGCUAUUCCGAAGAGGUUACUUUGAGCGACAAUGAAGACGACGAUGCCGGUUCGGGUACGACGGAAGAGGACCUCGUCAAUCAGUUGUCCGAUAGACUAGGGUCUCCUCACAUUGGCCCCAAUGGCCGUAUCUCGUAUUUUGGGCCGACAUAUAAUUUCAGUUUGAUGGAACUACCUGUGGGAGCCGAUUGUUUAGCUGUAGAUCGGACUGUUCGCAACGACGGCCAGGAACACCUCGACAACAUGGGAUACGGCAAAUCGGUACCGCAAGAUCUCGAAGAUCAUCUUAUCAACCUAUAUUUUACUUGGCAGGAUCCCUUUCAGCAUGUAGUCGACCGGACUCUUUAUGAAGAAGCGAAGCAUAGUUGGCACGAGCAAGAGGAGGAUACCCCAUAUUACUCCGAGGCACUCAGAAAUGCAAUGUGUUCAUUAGGCGCUACUUUCGAAACACGAUAUCACCCGAGCUUCAUAACCUUCCCAAAGUCUCUUCCGGAUUUCUUCGCCGCACGAGCCAAGACCCUUCUAGAGAUCAAACUAGAUUCACCUUCGGUCUCUACGGUACAAGCUAUGAUUGUUCUUAGUAGCCAUGAGAUAGGGGCAAACAGGGACUCUCGUGGUUGGUUGUAUACAAUGGCGAUUCGGCUUGCGUUUGAUUUGGCUUUACACAAGGACAUGACACCAUACGUUACCAACGGAAUUCUAAAGCCUGCCGAAGCCGAGCUUCGUCGAGCUGUGUUCUGGGGCGCAUACACAAUGGAUCAGACGCUCGGGUUCUACAGAGGUCGACCUUUCCGUAUCAGCAUGGACGAUAUUACAGUCGAGAAACCGACAGAAGACUCGUUGGAUGGACGGGUCGAGCAAUGGUUGCCUUACAUCUCGCCCCUUAGCAGCGGCAGCUCACCGGUACCCCUAAAUGACCACGUCGAGGCUGUCAGUCUUUACAGGAUAGAGUUAUGCGAAAUCAUGGCACCUCUUGGCCACACGCUAUAUGGCAGCUCUCGGAUCCCGCGGGAUAUAUUACAGGCCAGCAACGAGAAGAUUGCUGCAAUAUUAUUCGCUUGGAAGGAGAACUUGCCACGCACGAUACAAGUCGACCUAGAAGACUCAAAGGGAUCAUUCCUUCCUCAUGUUCUUUUAUUACACAUGCAAUACUACCAAAACGUAAUACAUGCCCAUAGGCCGUGGAUGUCGUCGAGCUACAUCCAGCCACAGCCACCUCAAGGUCCAGGCUUCAUGCACGCGCAGCACAUGUGCAUUGAGUCAGCAGCCGCGGUAGCAAAGCUGAUCCUGAUUUACGAACGUCAAUACUCCCUCAGGCGAGUCCAAAUCCAAGGCGUUGCCAUCAUCUUCUCGGCGGCUAUCAUCCUCAUCUUCGCAUCGAUAUCCCGCCGCAGACGGAAGAGGACCACAGAGACUGCGAUACACUUGAGCGUAUGCUUCCGAGCUCUGGGGGAGCUAUCAGGCUCUUGGGAUAGUAGUGGUCGGUCCCGGGACUUUCUCCUCAUGCUUCAACGCAAGUGGGAGCUGCGGUCUCGCCGGCUGAGUCAAUGUCCUUCGCGCAAUCCCAUGCUGCCCCUGGGACUCGGCGCCAUGCGGCAGAGCGAGCAGGCGUCUCGGAAACGAGCGCGUACUGAUAGCCCGGCCGGGUCGAAGAGCAUCGGUAGUUUCCAGAGCAUAUCUCCCAUUUAGCCAAAGGAGCAGCUGGAAGAUCAAGAGGGCAUCGAUAUGGAUAUGAGGUUGGAUCUCGACUGGGUAUUUGCCGCGGGAACACAGCCCAUGCCAGGCCGUUGGGACCAUCUGUUGAAUACGGAUACGCUUUACUUC
Messenger RNA from Colletotrichum phormii, 2481 nucleotides. Its product is annotated as fungal-specific transcription factor domain-containing protein. Gene Ontology annotation, biological process: DNA-templated transcription; regulation of DNA-templated transcription. NCBI's taxonomy places the organism in Eukaryota, Fungi, Ascomycota, Sordariomycetes, Glomerellales, Glomerellaceae. Bases 1 to 2346 code for a protein of 781 amino acids. Gene Ontology annotation, molecular function: DNA-binding transcription factor activity, RNA polymerase II-specific; DNA binding; zinc ion binding. The record is from RefSeq and is a predicted model, not a curated record. The transcript has 10 exons.